GUGCACCAGCAUGAGUUGUUACUUACCAGACAGUUUCCUCACAUCUCUUUCCACUGCUGCUAGUUCAAUGGGACGAUAGGUACUACUUUUCCACUUCAAUAACGGGAUGGAGCUCAAUUAGCAUUUCACAAGUCCCCUUUUCCUCCUCCAUUGCAACCUUCCCCGCAGAGCCCAUGCUUUCUCUGGGGAUUGUCCUGUUUUGGGCCCUUGUUGCCGUUGGCAGGGUGACAGUAUUCGAGUGUGCAAACUUGUGCUAUUGUCCGCGGGCCAGAGGGAGCCAUGGAGACCCCAUAAUAUGACACAGGAAAAUGUUUGCUGAUGGCAAUUCUAUGGGCUUUGUCCGACUCUUUCUCCUUCAUGACGACUCGAUUUAAGUCUCUAAAUGUUUGACUACAAAUGCAGGAGUGCUAUCCAGCUCCUUUCCCUUUGUCCCGCGAGGUUUGAAUGAGUAAUUCAGUCUUUGUGUCGCUCGAUUGAGGGGGCAAACAGAAAGACAAGAUUCUUGAGCGUUCAAGCCCCUUUCCAUGGUUAUGCACUCUUUAGAUCCCCCCCCCUCACCAAAUCCUGCAUCUGACAUCACUCUUGAGGUAGGCUAUCUAUGUUUCAGACUCAACUUUAACAGCUCCAGAAUAAAGUUAGAAUGCAUGAUUAUUUCAGCAAAACUUCUCAUUUUUAUUUAUGCAAAUUCCAGAUUUUAGGAGAUGUUUGGCCAACGCGCGGAAAUCACCGUGUAGGAGAAAUAUCGCAUCCCCUCAGCGGCUUUUCAGAUAUCCAUGACAACAAUUUGUAAUGGUGAAGAAUUCGAUACCAGGGCGCUUGGAGGCUGAUUGGGGUGCAUUGUGAGGGGCCUGGGGUCGCUGAUUGGUUCAAGAAAAGCACCAUAACUACAAGGAGUUUAUAUUCAUUCAACUUGUUGAAGUGCUCCUACUGCAGCUUGGAAAUAAGUUUGUGUGGCUUCGAGAGAGUCUGGAUUCGUCCAGCAGUAAUAUUAUCGGUGGACUUCAAGCACCAACAUGGACUGAUAUUAUAAAUGUUUUUUGCAAGAAAUGGCGAACGCAGACAGUGAGGUCAAGACGUUGCUGAAUUUUGUGAAUUUGGCAUCCAGCGACAUCAAAGCGGCCUUGGACAAGUCAGCCCCGUGCAGACGCUCCGUGGAUCACAGGAAAUAUCUGCAGAAACAGCUGAAGCGUUUCUCUCAGAAGUACUCCAGAGUCCCAAGAUGCCACACGCACAGGUCAGCGGAGUAUGGAUGUGCCAAAGCAGUGGGGACGGUUCACCAGAGUGUGAAGGCCACAGAGAAGGCCAUUUCGGAUUCUCGGUGUGUGGAGAAUGUGGGGAGCGCCGUGGAGCAGGUGCCUAUGAGGAAACGCCAACUACCAGCCUCAUUUUGGGAGGAACCUAAGUUGACCCAAACUAAGAGAGAGCACUCGCAUUUAGGACUGAAAAAGAACCCUGCAGGCACAACUGAGGGCAGUGAAAACGAAAAGAGGAAAAUGAGUUAUGACGAUGCUAAGGCUCUGUCUGCGUCCAGUCGACGCAGCUCCGCCGAUAAAGAGACACUGAAAUUGGACCUGACCUCUCACCACUGUGUGAGCGUGUGCGGCUGCUGUCCCUUCCAGUACCACGGCCACCAGGUCCUCCACAGUCACAUUGUUGUCCCCCAUCCACCCCUGGGACUGUGGAGCAAAACGGCGGACACAGAGAGACCUGUGCAUCAUUAUGGACAGAAAAUUCACACGCACGUUGUGGUCAAACCUAUACCGACCAAACCAACCGUCCAGUCACCGAUCUUCAGUGUGUUUGGAUUCAUUUAAUUAUCCUACUAAAGGAGUCAGACACACACACAAGCUGUGUUAAUAGGACUAGUUGUUUUCAUUCUGUGUUCUACAAAGACAACUCUUUAUCUGUCAACAUUUUUUCACGAGACACUUCCUCAAGCACUUAUUUCUAUUUGUAAUCUUUAAAUCUAAAGGACUAAGUGGCACAUGAGAAUAACUUCUAAUAACUUCAAAUCAUGUUCACUUCAAUGCCGUCUGAUGCCUUCCAAGUAUCUGAAAACUGACAGUAAGUUUAAAAGUUUCUAAUUUUAGGUUUCUCCAGAGAAUCUUUUUUUUUUUAAUACCAAACCUCAUGCAAAUGAAUGAGAACAUCCGGUUUCUCUUUCAACAAUGAGAAUAGAAUGUGGGACAUAGAUUGCUUUUUCUUUGUCAAAGUAAUGUUUGAUAGGCACAUUUGAAACAAUGACUUUUAUUUUUAAAUAAAUGAUUCAACUUCC
Messenger RNA from Etheostoma cragini (Arkansas darter), 2275 nucleotides. RefSeq names its product protein FAM181A-like. The transcript is spliced from 2 exons. Bases 1047 to 1814 code for a protein of 255 amino acids. The record is from RefSeq and is a predicted model, not a curated record. Lineage: Eukaryota; Metazoa; Chordata; Actinopteri; Perciformes; Percidae.